AUGUUUGUGAAUCUGGAUGGCGAUCCCACGAGGCCUACUCUUGAGUUUACCAGAUACCCCAAGGAGGUCGUCGUAGAUAGCCCGCCUUUGAAUGCUAACUCGUCACAGCCAUCUUCAAUGCAGGAAGAAGACGGUUAUGUUCUGGCCUCGAUGACGAGAGAAAAGGAAGGCUUGGAAUAUGGACUAGAGAUUCAAAGAUUUGAUGCGGGUUCGGACCCAAACCCACAGAAGUUCUGGUUGACGGCCAGAGAGGCUGAUGGGGUCUACGGCAUUCGUUCGCUUGCUGGCAGCGAAGAAACGCGAUUCGAUGAGAUUGUUCAGAAAUUAUCGCAAAGGCGAUACACUCCUUUCUCUGUUUCAAUAUCGCCUGGCACCCCGGAUCCUUCAUCUUCAGCCAAGACACCAGACUCGAGGACAGCACUGUCAAUAGAACAUCUCUCAAAAGAGAAGGAACUUUUUGACAGAAACAUUGACUCACAAGACGAAGAAUCGUUACCAGAAGAGUGGGAGGCAAAUCGCAAUGCAGAGGGCGAGGAAUUUGCUCGACAACUUGCCAAGGCUGAGGCAAGAUUGGCAGUCUGGAGUGGUAGCCGCAUCUGGUGGGCUAUUCGCAAUCCUUUACUUAUACAACUUGAUGCCGCCUUGGAAGCAGCUUGCGUUGGAGAUGUUUUUAGCCCCGCCGAGCUGGACAGGCAGGCAAUAUUCACCACUAUCAACUCCGUCAGGGGCCGAGAACCCCAAAGCGAGUUGGAAUUUAUGACUUAUGGAUAUUUACGGCAGAAAGCUGGCAUCUUGCUUUUGACGAACUUGCUGAAGUCUCCUGAAGAUAAGCAGUUUACGGAAAAAGACGUAAAAGCUCUUGAAGAAGUGCUAAUCGAGAGUGGUCUUGACCCCAGAGUGGUCCUUUCCCUGAUUCCUAGCGUUCGAAACGAGAUAAUAGAAGGCUCACGUGGGAUCUGGAUAUAUGGCGGCGUCAGAAGAACCGCCGAUGCUUACCUCAGAAGCAGGGAGUUCCAGAUGACAUCUAAGGACAGUAUUGGGACACUGGAGCCGAGGACGAUGCACUUUCUUCGGAGAUUUCUUGGAACAUGGCGCAAGAAGAAAGGGUUCGGCAGUGUGGCCGACGAGAGAGAAGUGUUUCACACAGUUGAUGCGGCGCUGCUGCUCGUCCUUCUCGAGAUUGAUCAACAUUCACCCAAGGGGUUGGGCAAGGGGGGCGUUGUGAGAUCUGAGCUAUACGAGAUUGUAGAUAAGGGUGUCGACUGCUUUGACCGUGCAGUUGAUUUACUCGAAACAUACCAUCGACUCUUCGUGCUAAGUCGCCUGUACCAGAGCCGGAAACUGUCAGGAGAUGUUCUGGCCACUUGGAGGCGGAUAAUCGAAGGCGAGCAGGACGUAGGGCAGGAACUCCGAGAGGGAGAACAGCGAGUUCGUGAGUAUCUGACCAAGGUCAGCAGCCAGGCUCUUGUCCAAGAAUAUGGUGUGUGGCUUGCAAAUCGCAACCCAAAGCUUGGUGUCCAAGUUUUUACCGAAGACAAGGGACGCGCACCCAAAUUUGAGCCAGCGGAAGCCGUUGCAAUCUUACGAGAGGAGGCACCUGAUGCAGUUAAGUAUUACCUCGAACAUUUGGUUUUUGGCAAGGGUCAUACCACGUAUAUCAACGACCUGAUGGCGUACUACCUUGACGUGGUGGUUCAUGAUCUAGAAUCAUCUGAGGAGAGCCGAGCUUUGGUCAGAGCGACAUAUGAGGCAUACCGCGCUUUGGAGCCUCCUAAGCCUGCAUACAGUCACUUCCUUCGGGACAACGCCCCGGACGACAACGAGGUCUGGCACAGCCGUUUGAGGCUACUUCAACUCUUGAGCGAAGCAAAUGAUUAUGAUGCUGCAGCAAUAAGAGAUCGGGUUUCUGAACUGCCAGAUGAUCUUUUGGUGCCCGAGACCAUCAUACUUGCUGGCAGAGAAUGCAAACACGACGAUGCCCUCCGCCUUUUGGUCCACAACCUGGGCGACUAUGACACCGCAGUCUCAUACUGCCUUCGAGGCGGUGCGAGCACAACAGGCGCUGCUCCUUCCCAGAGACCAUCAUUUGAGGAACAGCGUGGCCUGUUCAACGUCGUCCUCCAUGAGUUGCUCGCUCUUGAAAACGUCAGCGAUCGUGUGGAGCAGACUGGAGCACUCCUGGAGCGGUUCGGCGGCUGGUUCGAGAUUGACGAUGUUCUUAGUCUCAUCCCUGAUGAUUGGUCUGUCGAUAUUAUCGCAGGCUUUUUAGUUGGAGCACUUAAGCGUCUCGUGGGAGAGCGGCACGAAGCGAUGCUGACCCGGGUCCUGAGCGGAGCGCAAAACUUGCGCGUAAGCUACGAUCGAGUUGCAAAGAUUGAUGAGAAAGGGCCGAGUAUUGAAGCUUCGAACUAA
Molecule: messenger RNA, 2412 nt
Organism: Fusarium verticillioides 7600
Lineage: Eukaryota; Fungi; Ascomycota; Sordariomycetes; Hypocreales; Nectriaceae
Exons: 1
Coding region: 1-2412 (803 amino acids)
Biological process (GO): vesicle-mediated transport; endosomal vesicle fusion; autophagy
Cellular component (GO): cytoplasm; fungal-type vacuole membrane
Source: RefSeq, a predicted model, not a curated record